Messenger RNA from Penicillium argentinense, 582 nucleotides. RefSeq lists its product as uncharacterized. The coding region runs from base 1 to 582 and encodes 193 amino acids. Lineage: Eukaryota; Fungi; Ascomycota; Eurotiomycetes; Eurotiales; Aspergillaceae. The record is from RefSeq and is a predicted model, not a curated record. The transcript has a single exon.
AUGGGCCAGGAUGACUGGCUCAUCGCCUUCGCCCCCAUCACCCUCAUAUCCACCGGCGGCUUCCUCGCCACCAAUUUCUUCCAUAACCGCGAAAGCACCGGCGACAUCGACUACCUCCUCGAGCCGCAGUGGGCGCACGACAACGACAUCAAAAAGCCCCUGCAAGACGCCAUGACCCGCGCCGCGCGACGCCUGGGCUUCAUCGACGAAUGGCUCAACGACGAAGUAGCCUUCUUUGUCCCCGACAACCACCGCGAGCUCCUCUUUGAGAAGGCCGAAGAGCAAAAUAUCGUCUUAUGGGAAGGUGCGUACCUGCGCGUACUGGCCGUGCCGCUGGAAUGGGCGCUGGAGCGAAAACUGCGCCGGAUCCAUAAUAGCAGAAGACAUAUCAAGCGCGGAUCCGACAUCUCGGAUGUCAUUGCCAUGUUGAGACAUCUCCGGACGCAACAUGGCGGUCCGUUGGAUCGGGAGUACAUCCGGACGAUGAGCAUCUGCUCGUUUGAGAUGCCGCCGGAUAAAGCGACGAUGAACGAGAUAGCCGCCGCAUAUCGAGAGAAAUAUAAUGAAGAAGCUUUUCUCUAA